Messenger RNA from Corythoichthys intestinalis (scribbled pipefish), 7328 nucleotides. RefSeq names its product serine/threonine kinase 16 (gene stk16). The coding region runs from base 124 to 1041 and encodes 305 amino acids. Gene Ontology annotation, molecular function: ATP binding; protein serine/threonine kinase activity. Gene Ontology annotation, cellular component: Golgi apparatus; cytoplasm. The transcript has 8 exons. The record is from RefSeq and is a predicted model, not a curated record. Gene Ontology annotation, biological process: protein phosphorylation. Lineage: Eukaryota; Metazoa; Chordata; Actinopteri; Syngnathiformes; Syngnathidae.
CUAAUAACUAAAAAAGGACAUAAUCAUGUGAUAUGCGCGUUUAGACCAUCUUGGUCCGUUCUCAUGUCACGUUGUUGUGUCGUGCGAAGGCUAAUUUGUAAAUAAUAUAAUGUCCCAGUCAAGAUGGGGCAGACUGUGUGCAUCUGCUCCCGUGGUUCCAUCACCAUUGAUAACAAAAAGUACUACUUCUUGCAGAAACUAGACGAGGGUGGUUUCAGCUACGUGGAUCUCGUCGAGGGGGUAAAGGAUGGUCGCUUCUAUGCCCUGAAGAAGAUUCUGUGUCAUGACCGCGAAGGUCGCCAGGAGGCCCAGACAGAAGUGGAAAUGCAUCAGAUGUUCAAUCACCCUAAUAUACUGAGCCUUGUAGCGCACACCUUUGUUGAGCGUAAUGGAAAGAGUGAAGCAUGGCUACUCUUACCUUACAUCAGAAAGGGCAGUCUGUGGUCGGUUCUUGAAAGGCUUCGAGAAAAAGGCAGCUACAUGCCUGAAAAACACAUUUUAAAAAUCUUUCGUGGGAUUUGUUUGGGACUCAAAGCUAUUCAUGACAAAGGUUAUGCUCACCGGGAUCUCAAACCUACAAAUGUGCUCCUUAAUGAGGACGACAGCCCCGUCCUGAUGGACCUUGGGUCUAUGAACAGAGCCCGCAUUGAGGUGCGGGGAUCCAGAGAAGCAAUGACUCUACAGGACUGGGCUGCCCAGAGAUGCACCAUCUCUUAUCGUGCCCCUGAGCUCUUCAAUGUGGAGAGCUACUGCGUUAUUGAUGAGCGCACAGAUAUCUGGUCACUGGGCUGUGUUUUAUACUGCAUGAUGGUACUGGAGGGACCCUAUGACCUCGUGUUUCAAAGAGGCGACAGUGUCGCCUUGGCGGUCCAGAACCCUGUGGUCAUCCCGCAGCCUUGCAGUUACUCAGAGGGGCUGCAGUUGCUGCUAAGCUCCAUAAUGGUGUCCAACAUCCAGGAGAGGCCCAACAUCAGCUGGGUUCUUGAGCAGGUACAAGACCUGCAAAGUUGCAACCCAAACACCCAAACCAAUAUGGUGUGAAAGGACUUUUGCACACACAGACAACCACGUCUUAUUUUAAACUCUGAAAUGGAAAUCCUUUAUUUGACUAGUGUGAAGGCAAAAACACAGAUAAGAAUUUGCUGCUUCACUCCCACUCAUAAAGCGGAGGUAAGUUUAUGUUAAGUUAUAAUAACACAGAUGGCCCUUGCUUUUAUUUUUCGUCGUCUUUUUGCGUUUUCGAAACUGUUAUUACGUGCCUUAUGUGCUCUAUGUAAAGUGAGAAGUUUUCCACAACGACUGUAUGCAGGCACUCAAUAGCUCAACAAUAAUCAACACGAUACCUGGCAUAGCAAAAUGAGUUGGAAGUCGCACAGAGCGAUAUUGGUUUAAAAUGUUUCAAUAAUUGACAUUUCAUCAUUAAACGUUGCAGAAACACUUCUUUCAUCGAACCAAAGUUCCAUUAACAUAAAAUACAAAUUGCUAUGUGUUCAAAAAUCACAUUUUGUUAAAGGUACUCCAUCAAGACGUCAAAAAUUAUCUCAAAAUACAGCAUAACAAACGCUUAUUUACAAAACAUUUUUGUUAUUUGUCACAUGGCCAAUUCACAGGUAUCAGUGUAAAGAUAAUGCUAAUAUCUUACACAUUUUAAUAAUUCUUUAUCAUUAUGCGCUAAAAGUAGCCAGUAAAACCAUUAUGGUUGCUUAUGGAGAUCACAGCUUCUUAAUGGUCUAGUCUUCAUGCGCUCUGCAUUGUGGGAUACAGAGUCUAUGCUCGAAAUACACAAUGCGUGACAGUUUUUUUUUUUUACAAAGAAGUUGCUUACAGUCUAAAUCAGCAUUCUUAUCGCAACUUGCACGGUGCUGCAAAUUCAUGGCAGUAGUAGUAACUGCCUUCCGCAUACAGUACUCGUGUAGGGAUAAAUUACAUAAAGUCGGUGACUGGAAGGAAUUGGAGAAUGACUUCAAAAUUAUCGCAAGGGCGUAGGUUUUGUCUCAACAUUGGUAGGGAUUAUAUAACAGCAUAACCUGUAAAGAAAUAUUUAGAAGACUUCCAGAAUAAAUGUCUGGAUGUUAUUAGCAAAUUUAAAUUGUAAUAUUUGAACAUAAAUUAACAUACACAAUAAAUACAAACUUGUUAUCUCUUAACUAUCCAGGAUUGCAAAAAAUAAACUUUGACUUAAGACUCAACAUUGUCUUUCUAAAUAAAGAAAUUAAAUUAGGGCUGUCAAAAUUAUCGCGUUAACGGGCGUUAAUUAUUUUUUAAAAUUAAUCACGUUAAAAUAUUUGACGCAAUUAAUGCACUAGGCCCGCUCAGACAGAUUUAAAUGUCAGUACAGUGAAAGGCCAACUUGUUAAUUGUGUUUUAUGGAGUUUUUCCGCCCUCUGCUGGCGCUUGGGUGUGACUUGCAUAUGUUAUGUGGCUUAAUGUCGCCCUCUGCUGGCGAUUCAGUGCAGCUGAUUAUUUGGGUUUCGGCGCGCUUUUCUGACAUAAUUAUAUGUCGACGCGAACUCACACUAAUAGACAGUGCUAUUCAGACCAGCUAACGUCCGCAUCCAGUAUUCAGUCGCAGUUCUCAUAGCCCCAUCACUCUGUUUGUGUCUAAUACAUGCAUCGCUUGUGAGUUAUAUUCCUCCUUUGUUUAUAUUCAUGAGCAUUAGAUAGUUAUUGAUGAUGUGUAUUUGAAUUUGUUCACAUAUAUGGUGAAAUGCAGUUACAUUGUUAGAUGCUUGUGAGCUAAUUGGCUAGUACUACUGCUCAAAUGGACACGUGUGUGUACAUUUUAUGUUAUUUUGUGAUUUAUGCAAGUUAUUGACACAUUGCCUUGUUAUUUUCAGUUUUACAAAAAUACAAGAAACGUGCUCCUGUCAAAAAGAGAUGACUUCAGUAAAGCCCAUGCAACUUUGCCACAUCGUCUGAUUUCUUUUUGAAACUUAUGUUCGCUAUCUGUCAAUUUGUGUACUCACACACAUUGAGGACAGAAUAGGGCUACUAGUUUAUUUUUUGAUUGAAAAUUUUACAAAUUUUAUUAAAACGAAAACAUUAAGAGGCGUUUUAAUAUAAAAUUUCUAUAACUUGUACUAAUAUUCAUCUUUUAAGAACUACAAGUCUUUCUAUCCAUGGAUCACUUUAACAGAAUGUUAAUAAUGUUAAUGCCAUCUUGUUGAUUUAUUGUUAUAAUAAACAAAUACAGUCCCUAUGUACCGUAUGUUGAAUGUAUAUAUCCAUCUUGUCUUAUCUUUCCAUUCCAACAAUAAUUUACAGAAAAAUAUGGCAUAUUUUAUAGAUGGUUUGAAUUGCGAUUAAUUGCGAUUAAUUACGAUUAAUUAAUUUUUAAGCUGUAAUUAACUCGAUUAAAAAUUUUAAUCGUUUGACAGCCCUAAAUUAAAUAUAACUGAAAAAAACUCUUGGUCAGGGAAUAACAAAAAGAAAUAAAAAUUGACCCUUCCUUCAGGUAAAGUACUACUGCUUUUGUCCAAAAGCACAGCCAAAUUCAGCAAAAAAAUGAAAGCUCCUUUGGGCUGCUUUAAAAUCACAUAAAUAAAAUAAAAAUGAACAUUGGGGAGAAGGGGGUAAACCUCGGUUCACUACAUAUCUCACAGUUUAAUUAAGGUUAACAAUAGAAAAUACAUACAGGAGGACACUUCUCUCUAAGCAGCUUCAUUCUCGAUUUUUGCAGGUUCUCAAAUUCACAACGUUUAAUGUUAUGCUAACUUUGAUGCAGGUCCGACUUUCAGUAGCAAAAUUAGUGGUGUGUUCCCCCCACCUCCACAACAUUUAUGUCUUUUUACAUUACCAUAUUGGCCCGAAUAUAAGACGGUGUUUUUUGCAUUGAAAUAACACUGAAAAAGAGGGGGUCAUCUUAUAUUUGCGGUCUAGACAUUAUACCCAUUCAUGACGCUAGAUGGCGCCAGAUAUCAUUGAAGCGGUAUUCUGUCAUGACAGAUCUCAGCUACUCUCCCCAUUCACGACACUAGAUGGCGCCAGAUAUUAGUGGUGCAACGGAUCAUGAUUGGUCCGAGAUCCGUUCGGAUCGACGUCAUCGGUUCGGCACACAUGUGAUCCGCGGAUUAAUUUCUGAGAAAAAAAAAUUGUGCUCCGGGCGCACAAACUUGUGUAGAGCGGAGAAAGAGGGGAGCAGAGUGCACAAUGCAGACAUGGCAAGUGGAAGAAAGGAAGAGCUUGAACGCCCCUGCUACACUUAAAUCCCCUGUAUGGGCGCAUUUUGGUUUCCCUGUCAAGUAUGAUGACAAAGGAAAAAGGUCAGUGGACAAAACCGCGACAGUGUGUACGCAUUGUGGCAUAAGAAGUCAUAUGACAGCGGAAACACAUCCAGUAUGUUGACGUAUUAGAAGCGACAUCACCCUGGUGUUUUACUGACCGAAGAAAACCUGGCAAACAACCGCUCAGCACCGACCAUUUAAGCAGCCUCUUCCUGCACAAUCCGACCGGUCUAAAGCCGUCACUAAAGCUAUCGGUGUGUUUAUAACUGCAGACAUGAGACCAUAUUCAGUUGUGCAAAACGAGGGCUUUAAAUACAUGUUGAAAGUGCUUGAGCCACACUACGACAUCCCAUCGCGCACACACUUUAGUGAAAAGAUUGUGCCAAAUCUCUACGAAGGAGGAGAAAAAAACGUUGUGAAUGAACUAUCCCGGGCGUCAACUGUUGCGCUCACGACGGACAGGUGGACGUCCAGUGGAAGGGAGAGUUUAUGUGACGAUGACCGCUCACUUUAUCACACCAGAGUGGGAGAUGAAAAGUCCAGUGCUGCAGACACGCCCCCUCUAUGAGAGUCACACAGGCACUCAUCUUGCGCAGGUACUGACACAAGCAGUGGAAGAAUGGAAGAUACCUGAGGCCCAGUACUAAUAUCCCAGUAACAACUGAUAAUGCAAAAAAACAAAAAAAAAUCAAAUAAAUGCAGUGAAGGAGGCAGUACUGGGUCCACAAAUAGGGUGCUUUGCACAUGUAGUGAAUUUGGCAUCACAAAAGGGAGUCUCAGUCAAUAAAAUGGACCAUCUCCUUCUAUUUUACUAGUGGUCAUUGGAACCAAUAUUAAAAGGAGAAGAUGUGCAUUUCUAUGUUGCUGUUGCACUUUAAGUUGUUAUAAUUUUGUUAAAAAGAAGAUAUUAUGCCUUGUGCACUACUUUUAUAAAUUCUAAUUUAAUAAUUUUAGUUUUCAAUAAACAAACAAAAAUUAUAUUUACUUGUCUUUUUUUUUUUUUUUUUUUUUUUGCUUUUCGCUGAUCCGAAAAAUGAUCCGAUCCGUGACUCUUGAUCCGAGGAACGAUCCGAUCCGUGAGUUUUGUGAUCCGUUGCACCCCUACCAGAUAUCAUUAAAGCGAUGUUCUGUCAUGACAGAUCCCAGCUAUUUUUUUUAGUUUAACCAGUUUGCAUUAUUUUAUUGCAAUGUUUUUCCUUAUUCAGAUUUGUUUCAAGACUACAGUUAGUUAGACUUCACUUUGAUGUCUAGAUUGGUUUAUUUUAGUGCUGUAACGAUUAAUCGAUUAACUGGAGUAUUCGAUUAGAAAAAAAUAUUCAAAUUAAAUUUUGCUCCUUCGAGUAUUCGUUUAAUUAGAGAGGCGUUGUAAUGGUUUGUUUUUGAAAGUGUUUGCAUUUAUUUUCAUUAAUUUGGGUGGAUACUUUGCCCUCUAGUCUGCCUCAUUUUACAUGGCCAAAUCCAGCUGCUCUCUGUUAAGACCAACAUAAGCUAGGUUUUUGUUUGAGCUAAUGUAUUUUAAUGCAUUCGUAAUUUAGUUUGAAGGUAUAUUUAGCCAAUUUUUGUGGGAAUAUGUGUCGGAACUAUUUGUUGAGAGCAUUGUUAAAAAAAAAAAAAGUUAGUAUUUUAUAGCAUUUAAGCUAGUGGACUUUUGCUAUGUUAGUUAGCCAAUUGUCCUUUUGUUGUCCAUAUGUAGAUCCUUAUUUAUUUAUUUAUUUAUACCGUUUUAGGCCCAACUCAGGUAUUUUAAUUUUUUCAUCCGAUUACUCGAUUAUUCGAACUAACUAGUUCAUCGAUUACUCUACUAAAAUAAUCGAUAGCUGCAGCCCUAGUUUAUUUACAUUUCAAAAACCAGAAGCCAUUCAUUUACGAAUGUGACUGCACUUUAGUUUACAUAUUUGAAUGUUCAGAUAUUAAGAUUUGAGUGAGGCAAAAUAACAUGCUUUUUCUCUCAAAUAUAUUAUUAUAAUCAUUUGUUUCGGAUGUACUGUAAUUAUUUUCUGUGUAAAAAUUAAUUUAGUGUUCAAAAAGUCUUUUUUUCAAACUUGAGUCUUGAAAAAGAGGGGGUCGUCUUAUAAUCAGGGUCGUCUAUAUUCGGGCCAAUACGGUACUUACAGUGGCUGCUACUGGCCGAAAAAUAGUAUCCCUCCUCUUCAAAGGGGGCGGAGGAGGCGGCAUUCUUUCGAGAUGUUGUAUUUCUUUUGCGGCUGUUGAGUGCGCAUGUGUGUGUGUGCGGCGGGGGUUGAGGGGAAAAAAUGGACAGGCACAUUCAGCAAAUGGAAAGGGGUAAAAGUCAGUCUGAAUGUAAUGAAAAUAAUUCACUUAAUUGUGGUAGGCUCAAUUCUAUCCUUACAACAUAUGGGAAGACAAUCUAAAUUACCUAUAUAACAGGUCAUUAUAUAAUGCAAAUAAGGUUGCUUAAAAGCUGGUGGGGAUAAUUUGAGCACCCUGAAAAGUUGUUAGGUUUAUGUCCCUACCGUUCCUAUGCAAACCUACGCCCUUGCCCUGACGAUGGUCAAAACAAAAGGGAAAGAAAACAAUGGUUCGGGUUCGGACAUAAAUCAAUUAAUCAAGACACUGUAGUUGUUGAUGACGCUCAAUGACACUCUUUUGGAAUUAUUUUUAUAUAAAGGAAAUUAACUACAUUCAAGUCAUCAUUUCUUGCCUGAAUCAUACAAUACAUUAAUUCUCUUUAUGUUUUGUUUCUGUGCCAAAUAUGGUAGUUGUAGAAAAUUUGACAAAAAUGGGUCACUAUGAUGCAUUUCGCUGUGCCAGGUCACAUACAGUAUGUGUACCGUUGACAUUAUUGUGCUUUGUUAAAUCCUCCUAAAAUCUGAUAAUACUGGCGAGCAGAAAAGCUAAUCACAAAACAGGACCAAAUAUUAUUUCAAAUGUGUUUUAUUGAUGUAAGUUCAUCUGUCCUUCCGCGCCAAAAGAAAGACGUUUGAUUUGAUUGAUUUUUUAUUUUAUUUGUUGUUUUAGUUUGUUUUGGUGUUUGCACAUGUAUACAAGGUACAUAUACAACCCCUGGCAAAAAUUAUGGACUCACCAGCCCUGGUGAAUGUUCAAUCUGUCGUUUUAUUAUGUUGAAAUAAAGCAAAGCAUGGA